Molecule: messenger RNA, 855 nt
Organism: Dipodomys spectabilis (banner-tailed kangaroo rat)
Lineage: Eukaryota; Metazoa; Chordata; Mammalia; Rodentia; Heteromyidae
Product: olfactory receptor 6B3-like
Exons: 1
Coding region: 1-855 (284 amino acids)
Biological process (GO): G protein-coupled receptor signaling pathway
Cellular component (GO): membrane
Molecular function (GO): olfactory receptor activity; G protein-coupled receptor activity
Source: RefSeq, a predicted model, not a curated record
AUGAGGGGGGAGAACAUCACCAGGGUCAGCACCUUCAUCCUGCUGGGCUUCCCCACAGCCCCCAGGCUGCAGCUCCUGCUCUUCCUGCUCGUCCUGCUCAUCUACCUCUCUGUGCUGGUGGAGAACCUGGCCAUCAUCCUCACUGUCUGGAGCAGCACCUCCCUCCACAGGCCCAUGUACUACUUCCUGAGCAUCAUGUCCACCAUCGAGAUCUGGUACGUGUGUGACAUCAUCCCCAAGAUGCUGGACGGCUUCCUCCUGCAGCGCAAACACAUUACUUUUGUCGGGUGCAUGACCCAGCUCUACUUCUUCAGCUCCCUGGUGUGCACCGAGUGCGUGCUCCUGGCCUCCAUGGCCUACGACCGCUACGUGGCCAUCUGCCACCCCCUGCGCUACCAGGUCAUCAUGACCACGGGGCUCUGUGUCCAGCUGGUGGUCCUGUCCUUUGCCAGCGGCUUUACCAUCUCUGUGAUCAAGGUCUACUUCAUCUCCAGUGCCACGUUCUGUGGCUCCAACGUCCUGAACCACUUCUUCUGUGACAUUUCACCCAUCCUCAAGCUGGCCUGCACGGACUUCUCCACGGCUGAGCUGGUGGACUUCAUCCUGGCCUUCAUGAUCCUGGUGUUCCCGCUCGUGGCCACCAUCCUGUCCUAUGGACACAUCACCCUGGCCGUUCUGCUUUUCAUGUAUGUGCGUCCCCAGGCCAUUGACACACGCAGCUCCAACAAACUCAUCUCUGUCUUAUACACCGUCCUCACGCCCAUCUUGAACCCCCUGAUCUACUGCCUGAGGAACACAGAGUUCAAGGAAGCCUUGAGGAAGGCUCUGGGCUUGAGUCACGCUCCUCCGCCAUAG